This is a messenger RNA of Ananas comosus (pineapple), 2192 nucleotides long. Its product is annotated as protein NLRC3-like. Lineage: Eukaryota; Viridiplantae; Streptophyta; Magnoliopsida; Poales; Bromeliaceae. The annotation marks the transcript as partial. The transcript has 17 exons. Gene Ontology annotation, molecular function: protein binding. The record is from RefSeq and is a predicted model, not a curated record.
AGCCCUCCACCCUCCUCUCCUGCUCCCUCGUCCCCUCUCUCCGCCUCGGCGCCUCCUCGUCCUCGUCCUCGUCCUCGUCAUCCCCUUCACAGCAUCAUCACCAUCAACGCCGUGGGAUACUCUUCCUUCCUCUUCCGCCAUCGUCGUCUUCUUCGAGGAGGGGGAGGGGGAGGGAGGAGAGUGUACCGGCAAUCUCAGGCGCAGAGUAAAUCACCGGCGAUCCCCGUGAAGGAGAUCGCAUCGGUUGUCGCACCCGCCGGAGCAUUUCUCGCUAUCACCUUUGUCCUGUGGAAAGUGGUCGAGAAAGUCCUUGUGCCAAAACCAAAGAAUUCAACUUCUGGAGAAAACAAAUCUUCGUCAACUGGAUUCAAAUGGUCCUUCGCCGCUGGGUCUAAUUUGCUAUCGGGUUCUAAUUUGAAGAUUGAAAGAGAGUCAAAACAGAAGCUGAAUGAGUUUGCCAAAGAACUAAGGUCAUUUAGAAGUGUUGACAUGUCAGGUCGUAACUUUGGGGACGAUGGCCUAUUCUUUCUUGCCGAAAGUCUUGGUUACAAUCAGAGUGCGGAGGAAGUGGACUUCUCUGGCAAUAGCAUAACAGCAGCUGGAUUAAAAGCUUUUGAUGGUAUUCUUCAAAUAAAUACCACUCUUAAAUCUCUCAACCUUUCUGGCAAUGCCAUUGGCGAUGAGGGAGCCAAGUGCCUUUCAGAUAUUUUGGCGGGAAAUGCAGGUCUUCAAAAACUCCAGCUGAACAGUACUGGUAUUGGGGAUGAGGGAGCAAAGGCCAUUGCAGAGAUGCUGAAAAAGAAUUCUACUUUGCGUGUUUUGGAACUUAACAACAACAUGAUUGAAUAUAGCGGCUUUGCAAGUCUUGCUGGAGCACUUCUUGAGAACAAUACAAUUCGGUCAAUACAUCUCAAUGGGAACUAUGGUGGAGCUCUAGGUGCAGCAAGUUUAGCAAAGGGAAUUGAAGGAAACAAGUCUCUAAGGGAACUUCACUUACAUGGAAAUGAUAUUGGAAAUGAGGGGGUGCGAGCGCUAAUGGUGGGAUUGUCUAGCCAUAAAGGGAAAGUAACACUUAUAGAUCUUGGCAACAAUGAGAUUGGCUCAAAAGGUGCUUUCCAUGUUGCUGAGUAUAUUAAGAAAACAAAGUCCUUGCUGUGGUUGAAUCUUUACAUGAAUGACAUAGGUGAUGAGGGAGCUGAAAAGAUUGCAGAUGCUUUAAAGCAGAACCGAACUAUAACUACCAUAGAUUUGGGUGGUAAUAAUAUUCAUUCAAGUGGCGCAAGUGCAAUAGCCAGGGUUUUAAAGGACAAUUCUGUCCUGAGCACGUUGGAGUUAGGGUACAAUCCCAUAGGACCUGACGGGGCAAAGGCUUUAUGCGAAGUUCUCAAGUUCCAUGGGAAAGUAGAGAUACUAAAGCUUGGCUGGUGUCAGAUAGGAGCAAAGGGUGCAGAGUACAUUGCAGAUUGUUUGAAGUACAAUACGACGUUGCAGACUUUGGACCUACGAGCAAAUGGACUUGGAGAUGAUGGUGCAGUAUGCUUGGCAAGCAGCUUAAAGAUAGUUAAUGAAGCUUUGACAUCACUCGAUUUGGGCUUUAAUGAGAUAAGAGAUAGGGGAGCAUUUGCUCUCGCACAAGCACUUAAGGCGAAUGAAGAUAUCGCUGUCACAUCCUUAAACCUUACAAGCAAUUUCCUUACCAAAUACGGACAGGUUGCCUUAACUGAGGCUCGUGACUUCGUAUACGAGAUGAAUGAAAAGGAGAUCAACAUAUACUUUUAGCUGCCUCUGACUUGCCCCUCUCUCUCUGUCUUUACCCUGCCUUGUGGUAAAUGCUCGAAAAUAUACUGGCCGUGCUGAGCAAGUUGUAAUGUUGUUUUGUGCGAUGCAAAAGGGGAUCUGAUCAAACUCGGUUUUUUGUUCGGAGAGGAAAAUGUUUCAUCAGCGAGAGCAUAUAGCAUGCACAGCUGCUUCAAGUUUUGGUUUUUUUUUUUUUAUUUUUUGUGUUUGGGUGAGUCGAUGUUAGCAUUUCCUUUUUGACAUAUAAUUUUCCAACUUUUUGGAUUAUUCUUAGAAAUAGCUUUUUUUCUUUUCAGAGACUAGAAUUUCAAAUUUGUUAUGAAGAGCACUACGGACAAUCUUGCUGUAAGAGAUUUAAAGUGUUAAAAUUCCAGUUUAUUGAAUCGUCUGAGAAA